GGUCUAGACGUCUGAUGGAUCAUGAAUAAAACUUUGAACAAGGAAUUUUUUGGAGAAUGUCGGAGAAUGUCUGCCUUGCAGCUUGCUCGAAGCUACUGAUGUCGAUUCGAUGAUGUGAUGGGCAAUGGCCUCGUCGUGAACCUGGUUGACGUUGUUGUAUAAUGCCUGCCCACUAGAUCACUCUAUCCGAGAGAGGCAGGUAAAAAUGGUCGAGGAAGAAAUUUGAGAUUUCGACCAACGCCAUUCAGAAUUCUGAAUGAUGGAGAAGAUGUCGCAAGGCGCAGCAGUCACGAGCUCAGCCGGGGAGUUCUCGUUUGCUGGAUCUUCCAUCGAUGUUCGUAGCAUGGCUCUGAUUGAUCCCAGCACGUACGUCGCGCCUGGAGCUGAUGGUGUGCAUGAGGCUGCUGGCAAAGUGAAGCAGCGACGGAGUAGGCAGAGAGCUGGUCCUCUGUCGCAGCGCAGUUCCGACGUCUUUCAUCGGAACAUAACAGAGCACAAGCUGUUCCAGGCCGUUAAUGGCGGUGACCUAGACCAAGUCAAGAACAUGCUGACAGAUGAUGACCUUGGUUUCGACGCGUCGCACCAAGACAAGUGUGGGCGCACUCCGCUGCAUGUAGCCGCGGCUGCAGGAAAUAACCAAAUGGUGCGCCUGUUGCUGGACCAUGGGGCCAAUCCAAGCCUCCAGGACAAUGUGGGCAACACGCCACUGCAUCUCGCUGCAUGUACAAGCAAGGUAGCCACUGUCACAAUCCUAUUGGCUGCAGGGACGGAUGUAAGCCUUGUUGACUGUCGCGGCAACACCCCCGUGCGCCUCGCUCAGGCACGGCUCAAGCACCUGCGUAGUCAUGGAGACACGAUGUCACUCACCGACCAUUCUCGCGCCAUUGAACAGGUGGCGUACAUGAUGCGCGAGUAUGCGCGCUGUGUAGGCGAUGAGCAUGGCGUGGAACACGUCUUCGACAUCACCGCCAAGCUCUCAAAGUCCACCAAUCACAAUCAGGUGUCUGAGGUUGCCGAUCUUCUACAGACGUUCACUUCGAUGAAGCUGAAAAGCUGAUAGUCCUCGACGAUCGUCACCCGAACUGUCUAUGCAGUUUGACUUCCGGCGACAUAUGCGUGGUGGGGUAUGCUCUCGUUGUAGCUAGCCCAUGCAGCUGCCACUGCAAGAAGCUCAGCUGGUUGAUGCGCACUGCCUCCAGAGAGAGCUGUGUGGUGACUUUGUUGUGUUGCGUACUGGACGAGAGGGCAUCAUAGCAUGAUUGUGCUGCUGCCAGUGCAAGAAGCUCUGAUACUGAGUUUGUGGUUUAGAGAGCUGUACUGUGCUUAGUGCACCCUAGCAGGUUGAUGUGCACUGCCAGUGUGUACUGGUAGCAGUGAGAGCUGUGUGGUGACUUUAUUGUGUUACGUACUGGACUACAGGGCAUGAUAGCAUGACUGUGCUGCUACCACUGCAAGAAGCUCUGAUAUGUGGUUUACAAUAGAGAGCUGUAUUGUGCUCUGCCCAUAGCGCUCUCUAGCAGGUUGAUGUGCACUGCCUCUGUGUACAAUAGCUGAGAGAGCUGUGUGGUGACUUUGUUGUGUUACGUGUACUGGACCACAGGGCAUCGUAACAUGUCUGUGCUGCUGCCACUGCAAGAAGCUCUGAUAUGAUUGUGGUUCAUUCAUCGGAAACUGGCCCGCUGGCUUUUGAAAGUCGGAUUUGGGCCGAAUUGAGGAUCAAAAAGCCACUUUAAAUCUCAAAAAUCUGGGUUUUGGAUCUGCUUCUCCAUACAUUUUGCCAUGGCAUACCUGUCCUAAUUUUGUAAAACCUGGCUGAAUUUCUAUUUCCCUGUUCUUGGACUUUUCUGGCCUCAAAUGUGGCAAGGAGUAAUUGCACGGGUCACACAAUGCAGGAUGUACUGUUGUUUUCACGAUAUCUACAACUAUGUCAGAGAGACACCAAAAAGUUAGGGUGCCAGUUUAGAGCUGUAUAGUACUGUGCUCUUCCUGCCACAGAUAGUGAGUCCUUGAUCUGAGUAGGUUGAGGUGUACUGCCUCUAUGUAGAGAGCCCAGUGGUGACUGUGUUGUGUUGCGUAAAGAGCUAGAGGGCAUCAUAGCAUGAUUGUGCAGUCACACUAUCCAUGCUGGUGACUGCACGUGGGUCAUUUCAAGGCAAAAUUUGUGUGUGUGUGUGUGUGGCUACAUUAUUAUGUGUACAUACGUGUGUAUGUGUACAUCUGUGUGUGUAUUGGUAUGGGUGCAUCUGUGUGUAUAUUUGUAUGGGUGCAUCUGUGUGUAUAUUUGUAUGGGUGCAUCUGUGUGUAGUGUACAUGAGUGUGUGUACGUGUGUGUGUUCGAUAUAGCUGCAACUCUAUUGAAAACCUAUCCAAAUUCUUGCUAGUGCUACUGCUUUUCCAUGCUGUUUCCUCAGUGUCUAUGUUAUAUUUUUACCCUUCCCAUGCAUACGAACCUGCCUCUAACAGUGCACCUCCUUUGCUGUCAGAACUAGGACAGAACUCCUUUUUUUGACUUUGUGUGCUUUUCACUGGAUAUUUAGUAGAUUCCUGAGCUUUCUCCCAUGCUGGUUCGUGGGACAGCAGUGCCUUUGACUAUGG
Sycon ciliatum is the source of this 2595-nucleotide messenger RNA. RefSeq names its product ankyrin repeat domain-containing protein 54-like. The coding region runs from base 257 to 1057 and encodes 266 amino acids. Lineage: Eukaryota; Metazoa; Porifera; Calcarea; Leucosolenida; Sycettidae. The record is from RefSeq and is a predicted model, not a curated record. The transcript has 8 exons. Gene Ontology annotation, molecular function: protein binding.